AUGGCGGCCCUCGUACAAGGUUAUCCCCAACAAUCGGGAACAGCGACGAUGCUCCAGACGCGGCCAUCAUCAGCGUCUGGCAUGCUGCAAACGGUACCAGUCCAGUCGAGUGGGUCAUAUACGUCGGGUUCCUCCCAGAGAAACAGCAUUCACGCGGUCACUGCUCCUGUAGUGUAUCGUGGCAGCUCAGCCCCUGUCCAACCCUAUGCUUUCACGAGCACCCCGAGCCUUAAUAUGUCGACGCAGGGGCAGCAAACUAGAUCGCAUCGAACGUCGUCUUCGCCCGCGGUGCCUACCAUUCAGACCCUUGAUUACCUACAGUCUACAGCUGUGCGCUCCAAAUACUCGGCCAGUGUGUCCAUGACGAAUCUGCCCAGCACUGGCACUGUUGGUCAGCAGACCAGUGCAAGCACCCGGGACGAUUUCGCACUCUCUGGCGCCAGAAGAGUUACGUCCGCGCCCCGGCCGUCACAGCCGAAUGGGACAGUUUUGCCGCCCUCUGCCUCAACAGGUCCUGUUCGUGGGCAGCCAGAGCGAUAUAGACGCUCCGCCCUGCGAUCUUCGGAUCCACAAGGCGUAAUAUCUGCUUCAGUCACGACAGCCGGUGUGAACGCGAGCAAUGCCAGGAACGUACCACACCACAGCGCUACUCACCAACUACGGUUCUUAAAUGCCCCGCCCCUUAAUAGACCAAAUAGCUUUGUAGGGACAUUUUCUAGGUCAGCGAUUGAUGAUAUGGCGCUUCCCCGCAGUCAGUCUUCAGAAGAGAUAAAGAGGACUCGCAGGCGGAGUAUGCCCGCAUUGGAUUCUGCCGGUUUUCUGACCCCGCCCCAACUUAAGCAACCGGAAGAAUCGAUCCGCCCGAAGAGCACCGAUAAGGAUGACAAACCUGCCAAAACCGGGGAUCCGUUGUCUGUUGGCAAGACCAACAAUGACAACCGAGUUGGAAGUUCAGACAGCCGCUCUUCUGGCCGCAGCUCCAGGUCAUCCUCUGUAAGUAAUCCAACUUCCGCCAACCGCAACACGAAUUCCUCUCCUCCCACCGGCAACUCCACCUUACCGACUCCCGCUCCUGACCAGGCCGGUGCUGGCCCGAACUAUCCCCGGUUGGUUAAUAUACCUCCGCGAAGCUCGUCAUCGGAUGCAGCGAGCGCUAAGCGAACCGCGACCCCGUCUCCUCUUUCCAAGCCGGUGACGAUGGAUACAGAGGAAGAAAGUGGUUCCGCCGACGCCGCGGAUUCGGCCAUCCGGGAGCCCGAGAAAUCGUCUACGCCUCGAGUCGAGAGCCCCGCUGUGAAGCAACUGACGGCGAUCAACGAGAAAGGAGGGAGGGCAAAGAGCAAAACAUCGCGACUUCGGCGGGCGUUCUCUUUUGGCAGUGCUGCUGAAUUCAGGAAAGCCGUACAUGAAAGCGACGUGGCAGACAGUCAUACAGGCAAACUUCACAAGGAGCGGAACCCUGAAGACGCAUUCGAUGCCGAACAAGCACGUAUUGCCCAGCAGCAAGAGGAGGCAGGCAUCGGCAGCAGCAUCUAUGCUGGGAACAAGCUUUUUUCGGGCUCAACAGACAACCUCUCUAUCUCAUCCACGGCAUCGUCGGCUUCGAUUAUGAUUCGCAAGAUGGGCCGCGGCAUGAAGAAGGGCACUCGAUCUCUGGUCGGGCUGUUCCGGCCAAAGUCUAUGUUAGGCGCAACAGUUACAGAUGCGAAGCAGCCUGCGGAGACGCAAGCUGCUGUAUCCAUGGUCACUGCCGAGGCUGAGCGAGAACGAGUCAAUGUUAACCCCGAUCCUCACCCACAGGGGGGUGGCACAGGAUUUCCCCGGUUGGAGAGGAACUCAAUCGACGCGGUCAAGGACUCCAGCGGUGAGACGGAGCGGCUUGGCAGUUCGGGAACCGACAGCACCGCCGCCAGGAAGAGCAUUGUUGGAGGCGAAAAAGAGCGGGCUGAGGUGCUGGCUGCCGUUCGAAAGGGAAUCCUCAAAAAUCGUAGCAAUUCCUCAAGCCCGUCGCCGCGGCCCUCGGACAGCAAGGGGUCCGCUUUUGACCUGCCGAGCGUACCAGCCGUGACAGAUUCACCCAGUUCUAGUGCGCCUAGCACGCCGAAUGAGGAGUCUCAGGGACAUAGGCGAGCUGGGACAGUGGCGAUUGGCAGCGAAGACUACUUUGUCUCAGCUCUCCGACUCCGUCAGGAUACAAAGAGCGCACCUGGGACUCCCCGAGGAAGCAUGAAGCGCAACGCAACCUUCAGUCCGCGCAUCGUCUUCUUUGAGACGUGGCCGAGCCAGGAAUAUGACCGUCGAGGCGAUAUUGCUACGUGCAACCGAUUGACACCGAUGCUGGCUCAGCAAAUCAAAGAAGAGCUAAAUAGCUUCAAGAUGGAGAUGGAGGUUCACGAGAACUCGAAGAUUUAUACACACUUCUUUUGA
Molecule: messenger RNA, 2427 nt
Organism: Canariomyces notabilis
Lineage: Eukaryota; Fungi; Ascomycota; Sordariomycetes; Sordariales; Chaetomiaceae
Exons: 4
Coding region: 1-2427 (808 amino acids)
Biological process (GO): actin cytoskeleton organization
Molecular function (GO): actin binding
Source: RefSeq, a predicted model, not a curated record